Messenger RNA from Rodentolepis nana, 1362 nucleotides. NCBI's taxonomy places the organism in Eukaryota, Metazoa, Platyhelminthes, Cestoda, Cyclophyllidea, Hymenolepididae. The record is from the annotation of a GenBank genome assembly.
AUGUUAAAAUUUUCAAUUUGCAAUCUUAAUCAAUGGGUUUUGGAUUUCAAAGGCAAUACUGAACGUAUUUUAAAAAGUAUUCGUGCUGCGAAAGCUUCUGGUGCUAAAUAUCGCCUUGGUCCAGAACUUGACAUUACAAGUUACGGGUGUGAAGAUCAUUUCUAUGAAAUUGAUACUUAUUUACAUUCUUGGGAAUGUGUUAGCAGAAUUCUUGAAGCUACGGCUAAUGAUCCAUCCUGCCGCGAUAUUGUAUGUGAUAUAGGAGCUCCUGUGAUGUUUAAACUGACUCAAAAGUCCCCAAUGCAACGAUAUAACUGUCGAAUAAUCUUACUAAAUGGUCGAAUUCUAUUGAUUCGUCCGAAAAUCAUUCUGGCUGAUAGUGGUCUUCAUAGGGAAUCAAGAUGGUUUUUCCCUUGGGAUAGCUGCUGGCAACUGGAAACUUAUCACCUUCCAAAAAUUGUUUCUGAUGUUUGUGGCCAGAAAACAGCACCAUUUGGUUGCACAAUACUCAAAUUCGCCUGCAAAACAAUUGUUGGUCUUGAAACGUGUGAAGAAUUGUGGAUAGUUGAAGAUGGCUUCUCUCGUCCGCAUUUAAUAUACUCACAAUCAGGUGCUAAUAUAGUUUUCAACGCAUCUGCUUCUCAUCAUGAGCUGCGUAAACUCAAUCGCCGCUUGGAACUGAUUAGUGGCGCUUCAAAACACGGAAAUAAUAUCUACGCCUAUUCGAAUUUGCUGGGUUGUGAUGGCGGUCGUACUUGUUUUGAUGGUGGAGCUAUUGUAGCAGAUCGAGGUGAAAUAAUAACUCUUGGGGAACGAUUCUUCCUUUCUGACGUGCAUAUAAAUACUGUUUGUGUAAAGAUAACGUCCUGUAUGAAGCAAAUAAUAAAACCUGAAACGUGUAUUGAUGUUGAUUUUCCCCUCCUGGAUGAAACAGCAACUCCAGUGCCCCGUAUCUGGUUCCCCCAACACCUGGUGGAGGAAGAAAUUGCCAAUGCUCCAGCAAUGUGGUUGUGGGACAAUCUCCGGAGAUCUGGAGCUGGCGGAUUUUUCCUCUGCCUCUCGGGUGGACUUGACAGCUCCUCUGUGGCCUGCCUGGUCUUUCAUAUGUGCAGACGUAUCUAUGAAGAAAUUAACCGAGGAAAUAACGGUGAUGGGAAUUCAGAUGUUCUGAGGGAGCUGAGACGUGUGACCGGUGAAAGCGACAGCUACACUCCUCGAAGUCCUCGCCACAUUUGUUCUCGUUUGCUUACAACCUGCUUCCUCUCCGCUGAGGGAAUAACCAGUUCCACUUCUCGCACAAGGGCUGCUAGGUUGGCAAAAGCCAUUGCCUGCAAACAUAUCGAGGUAAGAAUUUACUAUUGA